GGGCGCACGCAGACGGGGACGGGACUCGGACGCCAACUCGCACUACUCGUCUCGCCGUCAGCCUGAGAGGAUGGCAGCGGCGGCGGCGGCGGCGGGGAAGGGACGGGCGCUGCCGCUGCUGGCCGUGGCGGCGGCGCUCGCGGCCGCGCUCCUCUACCGCGCGCCCUUCUCCAAGAGUCUGGGCGGGGAAGGGUGCAGCCUGCUGCCGCAGGACCACUUCUGGAUCGCCAGCGAGCGCGUCGUCACGCUCGGCCGAGUCGGCCCCGCCGCAGUGGAAGUGAAGGGAGGGCUGAUCAACGCGAUCGCGGUGGGGGAUUACCGGAGCUUCGUGCUGCGGCGGCCGCUCCUCGACUACGGGGAUGCCGUCAUCAUGCCCGGCCUCAUCGACGUGCACGCGCAUCUUGACGAGCCUGGGCGCGCUGAAUGGGAGGGGUUCUCCACCGGUACAAGAGCAGCUGCCGCAGGUGGCAUAACUACAUUAGUGGACAUGCCCCUCAAUAGCUUCCCUUCAACGGUUUCUGAAGAAACUCUCAAACUGAAGGUGGAAGCAUCUAGGGACAAACUAUAUGUCGAUGUAGGUUUCUGGGGAGGCCUUGUGCCAGAGAACGCCCUCAACCCAAGUAAAUUGGAGAGUCUACUCAAUGCAGGCGUUUUAGGACUUAAGUCUUUUAUGUGCCCAUCUGGUAUCAACGACUUUCCCAUGACAAAUUCAACUCAUAUUGAGGAGGGCUUGGUUACAUUGGCGAAGUACAAGAGGCCUUUGCUUAUCCACGCGGAACGCAUACCGGAUGUUGAGAGUGAUGAGGGCAUCGAUGGUGAACUAGAUCCUCGCUCUUACUCAACAUAUCUGAAGUCUAGACCACCAAUAUGGGAGGAAUCAGCUAUCAGAGAUUUGCAACGUGCCAUGAAGGACACAAAGGUGGGGGGUCGGUCAGAAGGAGCUCACAUUCACAUUGUUCAUCUCUCAGAUGCAGAAACUUCCCUUCAGCUUCUUAAGGACGCAAAGCACAACGGUGCAAGAGUCAGUAUAGAAACCUGUCCUCAUUACCUUGCAUUUUCGGCUGAAGAAGUUCCAGACGGGGACACUCGUUUCAAGUGCUCUCCUCCUAUACGCCAUGCCGCUAACAAGGACAAUCUCUGGGAAGCUCUGCUUGAUGGGCACAUAGACAUGCUCAGCUCAGACCAUUCACCAUCAACGCCUGAUCUCAAGCUAAUGGAGGAUGGCAACUUCUUAAAGGCAUGGGGAGGCAUAUCAUCUCUGCAGUUCGUUCUCCCUGUGACAUGGUCAUAUGGGAAAAAGCACGGCAUCACCCUGAACCAGCUCGCUUCAUGGUGGAGCGAGAAGCCUGCUAUGCUCGCUGGCCAAAAGAACAAGGGGUCCAUUCUGCCUGGAUACCAUGCUGACAUUGUGGUUUGGAAACCUGAGGCGGAGUUCCAACUCGACAACAGCCAUGCCGUAUACCACAAGCACCGGAACAUCUCGGCGUAUCUAGGGAAGGAGCUCUCUGGGAAGGUCCUUUCGACUUUCGUGAGAGGGAACCUCGUCUUCGCGGAGGGCAAGCACGCCGGGGCCGCUUGUGGCGCUACCAUCCUCGCCAAGUAAAAUUAUGAUACACACUCUUUAAGAUAUUUUGUUGAUUGGUGCUCCUGCAGGUACUCUCCUCUUCUGGAUAUACUGCAGGACUGCGACUUCCUGACAGAGCUUGUACAGAUGAUAGAGUUUUGCCUCGACUCCAAUCUUUCUAUGGUCCUUGAUCGGGCCAGUGAGAAACUAGGAACAAUCCGCAAGGAAAGAAGGAGCAACAUCGAAAUUUUAGAAUCUCUGCUGAGAGAUGCAUCCAUGAAGAUCUUCCAGGCUGGUGGUGUUGAUAGCCCUCUGGUCACUAAGCGGCGCUCUAGGAUGUGCGUUGGUGUUAAAGCUUCACACAAGCAUUUGCUGCCUGGUGGAAUCGUUCUGAGUUCCAGUGGCUCUGGUGCGACGUACUUUAUGGAGCCAAGAGAUGCUGUCAAGCUGAACAACAUGGAAGUGAAACUGUCAAGCGAUGAGAGAACUGAGGAAUUGGCAGUAUUGGGCUUACUAACUUCAAGAAUAGCAGAUUCCCGAAUGAAGAUCAGGCAUUUGAUGGGGAAAAUAAUGGAACUGGACCUGGCUUGUGCUAGAGGUUCAUAUGCCCUUUGGAUAAAUGGUGUGAGGCCAGCCUUCAGUGACAGGGAUAACAGUGGUCAAUUGGAUCCGAGUAGUGAUUUUUCAGUAUUUAUCGACGGCAUUCAACAUCCUUUGCUCCUUGAACAGUCUUUUGGGAUUGCAAAAGGAUCAACUGAAGUAGGGAAAGGGCAGCUUUCUGAAGAACACCCUGUCUCUUCAAUGCCUGUUCCAUUGGACAUGCACGUGAAGAGUGAUACUAGGAUAGUUGUAAUCUCUGGACCCAACACCGGAGGUAAAACUGCCACUAUGAAGACCUUGGGAUUGGCUACGCUGAUGUCAAAGGCUGGAAUGUUCUUCCCGGCUAAAGGAAGUCCUAAGCUCCCAUGGUUUGACCAGGUUCUUGCUGACAUUGGUGACCACCAGUCGCUGGAGAAUAGCCUCUCUACCUUCAGUGGGAACAUAUCGCGCCUUCGCAAGAUUGUACAGGUUGUGUCGAGAGAUUCUCUUGUUCUUAUUGAUGAGAUAGGCAGUGGUACUGACCCAUCAGAAGGUGUAUCCCUUUCAACCAGCAUUUUGAAGUAUCUUGCUGGUAGACUAAACUUGGCCAUCGUGACAACCCAUUAUGCCGAUCUAAGCCGUCUUAAAGCUGUCGAUGGUCGAUUUGAGAAUGCUGCAAUGGAAUUUUGUUUGGAAACUCUGAAACCAACAUAUCGAAUUUUAUGGGGAAGUACUGGUAAUUCAAAUGCAUUGAGCAUUGCAAAGUCAAUUGGUUUUGACCAGAAAGUACUAGAUCGUGCACAAGAAUGGGUUGAAAAAUUAUUACCGGACAAACAAAAGGAACGCCAAGGUUUACUUUAUGGCUCCCUGCUAGAUGAAAGAAACCUGCUGGAGUCUCAGGCAAAUGAAGUAGCAUCUGUUCUUUCAGAAGUUGAGGUUCUGUACAAUGAGAUUUGCUUAGAAGCUGAUGACCUAGAUAAUCGAGUAGCUGCUUUGAGGGCAAGAGAGUCUCAAAAGGUUCAACAUGAGUUGAAGCUUGUGAAGUCUCAGAUGGACCUAAUAAUCAGAAACUUUGAAGUUCAGCUUAAGAAUUCAAAACUUGAACAGUACAACUCAGUAAUGAAGAAAGCAGAAGCUUCGACUGCUUCAUUGGCUGCCGCUCAUCAGCCAACUGAGUUUGCUUUCAGUGAUGAUGAAAACAAGAGUUCAUAUGUUCCACAAAUUGGAGACAAAGUGUACGUUGAAGGGCUGGGGGGAGGGAGUCUGGCUACUGUUGUUGAGAUACUCAGUGAAGAUGGUAGCUGUAUGGUUCAGUAUGGCAAAAUAAAGGUCCGGGCCAAGAAUAACAAGAUGAAGUUGGCCCAAAGGGACACGAAGGAAACUUCAGCUUCUUCUUCGGUACAAGGAAAGGGACGACCAGUGAAACGAUCUUCACCAGAGACGAAGCAAGAUGGCAGCAUCUCCUUCGGCCCGGUGGUGCAGACGUCCAAGAACACGGUGGAUCUGCGGGGAAUGCGGGUCUCAGAGGCAUCCCACGAGCUUCAGAUGGCAAUCGACGGGUGCAGGUCUUACCAGGUCCUCUUCGUGGUCCAUGGCAUGGGCACAGGGGCAGUGAAGGAGUGCGCUCUAGACAUCCUCCGGAGCCAUCCCCGGGUGGCCAAGCUCGAAGACGAGAGCCCCCUGAACUACGGUUGCACCGUCGCCUACAUCGAAUGAACAGACCCUCAACGCCUCAUUGAACACAACGACAUGCCAGCCAACUCAUACAGAUCUACCAUCAUACACAGCACACUUGGAAACUAUAUACACAACAGAAUACACAGUUUACAGAUCAAAUCCGAGGCCGACCUCCAAAGACAUUUUUCCUCACCUGAUUCCUGCGAGAAUUGAACUGUGAAAUCAA
Messenger RNA from Brachypodium distachyon (stiff brome), 4046 nucleotides. Its product is annotated as endonuclease MutS2-like. The record is from RefSeq and is a predicted model, not a curated record. Gene Ontology annotation, molecular function: ATP binding; cobalt ion binding; mismatched DNA binding. The transcript is spliced from 19 exons. Gene Ontology annotation, biological process: allantoin catabolic process; purine nucleobase catabolic process; mismatch repair. Lineage: Eukaryota; Viridiplantae; Streptophyta; Magnoliopsida; Poales; Poaceae. Gene Ontology annotation, cellular component: cytoplasm.